This is a messenger RNA of Babjeviella inositovora NRRL Y-12698, 3780 nucleotides long. Its product is annotated as transport protein particle complex II subunit. Gene Ontology annotation, biological process: intra-Golgi vesicle-mediated transport; early endosome to Golgi transport. Gene Ontology annotation, cellular component: TRAPPII protein complex. The coding region runs from base 1 to 3780 and encodes 1259 amino acids. The transcript has a single exon. NCBI's taxonomy places the organism in Eukaryota, Fungi, Ascomycota, Pichiomycetes, Serinales. The record is from RefSeq and is a predicted model, not a curated record.
AUGCCCACCACACAUAUCGGCUACUACGAUCCGUUUGAUGUCUUUCCUCUAAUCUCGACUGAGCUUCGGGCGCAUCUUCCCCUUACCAACGUGCACUGGAAGCCGUCAUUCACGCCGGCGGGGGCAAAGCCGCUGAGUUUGCGUUCCAUUCCCGCAUUACCCGUCCAGUUUGCCGAAGAGAUCCCCAAUGUGGACCAGCAACACGAAGAAACGCCGCCACUCCUCCGUAUGAUGUUGGUGCAGUGCGACUCGCUUGACAUCUACCGCGCCCAGGUGCGCCCGCUCGUCCAGCAGUGGCUCAAGCUCUCAGUGGAGCAGUGUCGGCAACCGAUUGAGUGGUUAAUUGUGUUCUACGCGCCCGGAGCUGUGUCUGUGAAGAAGAGCACUGCCCUUCUGGAGAAGCUAAAGGUGGAUUUCAACGGGACCGGCGAAAGAGUGGUAAAGAUUUGUGGGGAGGAGCUGAAGAGCGUGUUAAACCAGCAAUGGAAUGGGCUUAUGAGCGCGUUAAAAAUUUCUCUCGUAAGUUCGUUUGAUGAGAGGAUUAGUUUACUCCACCGGGAGGAGGCCCCAGAGAGGUACCAGAGCCCGAAGGAAUCUACUGGCAACUCCACGAAAGCUGGGGGGCCCCAGGAUGGCUCAGAUAGCCCCGAUAGAGAUGACACGCCCCCUGGUUCAGACUCUGAGGGCCUCCCCUGGAUCAAAUUCCUUGUCCAGAUGGAAAAAAUGGCAUUGCUCUACCAAGACUUGAAGAUGUUCCAGGACGCGAUGAACCAGUACCGCUUCAUCCUGCGCUUUGUACACACCCAACUUCCUCUGUUUGUGCUUUCGGACCACAUCGAUAAGCUUCCAGCGAUGGACGACUUCAGCUUUACCUCUUAUGUUUCAAAAAUGGCCUCGAUCAAAGCGAUGAAGGAGCCAGGCUCGGUAAACCCCUCUCUCUUCCAGUACAGAUGCCACUUGUUUGUGCAGCAAACGUCGCUCCUCCAGCAGUUAUCGUUCGGGACGCACUUUUCCCAGAUCAUUCCCGCGAACUUUUCGGUUGACCACCUGCUCGAACUCCUCGCGUGUGUUAAGGCGUUUGUGACGGAAUUGCUGACGUUGCCGAAAUCCACGCAUGACGCGCGUUUGGUUGCCGAAUGGUCGUAUGUCGUGGUGGAUGGCUAUUUGAAAUUGCUAUCGCAGGUCACCGACCCGGCCUCCACCGCGGACUUUGCGGAAAAACUCGACUCAAAGGCGGAACUUGCGGAGCUUCUCGGGGACUUGCAGUUUGCCCAGCGUUCCAACGCGAUGUUUUUGGCCAACAGCAUCACCGAUUUCCGUGUCAAUUUGCACUCCACGAUGGAUGAAAUCUCCCUAGACGAACCCUCGCCGGUCUACUCCUUGACGUACCCUCCCUUGGUCUCCAUGAUUCUGUCCAAAGCAAACUACAUUUCCUGUCUCAGCGACCUCACGCAGGGGAUCAUCAAAAAGUAUAGCUCCCUGAAGACCUCCACCAAGCCCAACACCGUUGACGCUCUCUCCAUCGACCUCGCUAUGAUUGAAUGUGUCUACCGCCAGAACUACGCCACCGCAAAGGCGAUUCUCCGCGACAGCUUUGCCUUCUAUUACCAGCAGGGGUGGUCAGAAAUCGGCGGCUUCGUCAUGGAACUCUACCUGAAAUGUCUUGAGAACUUGAUGGCCAGUGAAGAGACCGACGACACCACCCGCGACUUGCUGAUGUGCUACUUGGAUGGUCUUAUCCGCUUGGCCCACCUCAGAUCCCUGGAACAGACUGACAGAGACAUGCAGGGCCUCUGGAAGAAACUCACCAACCUCACGUUUUCCCCGGAAGCCGAAAGGCUCGUGUACCCGUUGGGAAACUUGUGGCGCGCGGAAAUCUUCCCCUACAUUGAACACCUUCCGUCUGACCGCAUCCGCCUCUCUCUCACCAUCGUCAGUCCGUUCAAUCUCAGUAUCUCCGUCGACAGCGUCUCCCUUUCGGUGCGCAACGUAAACGAUUUUGACGAGCAAGUGGUCUUUGAUAGUCCUUCCGUGGUCUUGUCUCCGGGUAAAACCACCGUGUCUGUCGAAUCCCGCGACAUGGUGAUGGGCCACUUCCAGCCGUGCGAUCUCACCGUACGGGUAAAUUCCUUCAUCGACCUAGUUCACGACUUUUCAGACACUCCCCCCGUGUUUCUCUACCCGCAUCCGUCUAACCUCACGCUUGACGCGUUCGUGCCGCUUGUGACUGACUUGGGAGGCGCAAAAACGCUCUCGCUCAGACUCACUAACGGCAUCCAGCGGAUUGCCCAUGCCUCCAUCGAGUUCUGGUCGGGAACGCCGGACCUCAACCUCUUGAUUGGCUCAAAACAGGGCAUGGUAGGCCGUUCGCGGUUGAACCCCGACCGCCAGAUUGCCGUAUUGUCCAACAGCAGCGACCUUCUCUCGGUGCGGUUCAGUGACGUCUUGCCCCAAGAUGAGCUUGUUAUUGACAUCCCAUACCUGCUGGCGAGUCAAACGCUCAAGCUCAAAGCGAAGCUCACAUAUGAGAACGAGCAGGGCGAGGUGUUUUCGCACGUGUUGAAGGUCCUUGACUUGGAUAUUGCCUUGCCGGUGGGCGUCACCGUCCAGGACUUGUUCAAGUCGCAUAAGUUGUAUGCCCGUUUCAGUGUCGGAGUUGUGAAUAACUCGCAGCCGUUGCGUAUAGGAGCGUGCAACUUGACAUGUGAUGCUGGUUAUGAUAUUGCAACAGCCCAGACGUACCCCGGCUCAGUAUUGGCCUUCAUGAGCCAGCCAGUGUCUGUGUUCUACAAGAUUGAGCCGAAAGAUAGCCAUUCAGUGACCGGCUCCGAUACCUUGCGGAUGCACAUCCGCUACCGCAACCUCCACGAGGAAUGUUUGCUCGUGUUGAACACACGAUUCCAGGCUUUUGUUGCCGAUCAUUCUGAGUUUGCUGACUACCUCGUUGUUUUCCAGAGUUUGCUCAAGCGAUGUGUCUUUGACUUGGUCUUGUUUUCCACUACCCAGGUUGUAACGUUGACCAGUACCAUCCAGGAGCUCGACCCGGAGUGCGUGUUGAACCACAUUCGCCCCGAAGCCCGUUCCCGCGCGGUUAUUGCGCUAUUUUCUCUGUUCUUGCAACCGUUCCAGGUCGGAAUUAUCAUAACUAACGCCAUUUCCUACAACUCUAUCGACAGGCAGCUCUACUUGCCGGUGCCGAUUCCGUUGGUGAACAUCAUUCACAUGGUGGAGUUCCAAUACGACGUGGACGCCCGGUACGUGGUGGGCGAGCCAAUUGAGAUGAGAAUUUGUGUUGACUCGACGAGACAUUGGCGGGGGGAGACAAAGACAGCGGAAAGGGGUCAGAUUGUCGAAGCGGAAGCCAGCGGCCGGAAAGUCGAGCCUCCCGUGAACAAUCUGAUGGAUACCAUCAUCCCCACGGUGCCUGAAAAGCCCAAGAAGCGGGUGAAUUUCAAAAAGUCAGAGACGGAAAGCGGCCCCCGUGAUGACCUCUUUGUAUUGGAUUUGCAAACGUCGGAGAACUGGUUAGUAAGCGGCAACAGACGGGCAAACUUCCAGGUCGCCAAGGAUGCCGCGAAGCAGCACUCGCGCGUGUUCAACGUGGUGUUAGCGCCGUUAAAGGUGGGCAAGUUGCCGCUUCCGAAAGUCACUAUCCGCUAUUUAAACGACGAGGAUGAACAUUACAACGAUGAGGAAUACGUGAUGGUUGUGGAUAAUAAGAACGAGACCCAGGCAAUCAUGAUUAUUCCCGAGUUGGACCAGAUUACGUUCACAUUUUAG